AUGAUUGAAGAAAUAACAUCAACAAUAGUAAAUGAUGUCGAUAUUGAUAAAACUGAUAAUAAGACAUCAUUUAUGCGUCCAAAUAUUCUAUUAACAGGUCUUCGUCGAUCAGGUAAAACAUCCAUACAACGUGUUAUAUUUACAAAAAUGCAACC
Rotaria sp. Silwood1 is the source of this 155-nucleotide messenger RNA. NCBI's taxonomy places the organism in Eukaryota, Metazoa, Rotifera, Eurotatoria, Philodinida, Philodinidae. The record is from the annotation of a GenBank genome assembly.